Molecule: messenger RNA, 1542 nt
Organism: Arabidopsis lyrata subsp. lyrata
Lineage: Eukaryota; Viridiplantae; Streptophyta; Magnoliopsida; Brassicales; Brassicaceae
Exons: 2
Coding region: 1134-1376 (80 amino acids)
Source: RefSeq, a predicted model, not a curated record
CGAAAGUAUUUUUACCCAUCCGUCACCAAAGUGUUGCAAAAAUACUAGUAUAGAUGUAACCAAAACAAGCUAAAUCAUAAGCAAAAUAUAUAAGAAGAAUAAAAAACACAAAUGUUAUUACGAUGAAACAGUUUGAGUUUAUUUUUAGGAUAGAUCACCAAGACUUCAUUUCCAUGCUCCUUCAUUUCAACUUCAAUGUGGUUACCAAACGUACCAAGUCGGGUCCAUGGAUUUCCAUGAGGCGCUUAAUGAUUAAAUUCUCAUAGUGUUUGAAGCGCUCUCCUUCGACAUAAAAAAGGAGAAAUCUUCUAUGGAUUUUUCAGCUAUAUGUGGCUCAAGAUUAGGAGAGGUUGAAUAAGCAUUUUCCAAGAAGUAAUCCCUCUUGAGAAUUUCUAAUCACUAGCAAAGGCGGCCAAAAUUAUACACCAUGCAUCGAUUCCAUCAGUCUGUUUUUCGAUCCAUUCCUUUGAUAAAAGCAUGCUGCAUUCCUUUUGUUUUUGCUCUUUUCCUGUUAUUUAGUUCUCUUGUCAUUUGUCACAUCAAAAUCUAAGCUUUCACUCAAUUGAUUUUGGUCUUGGGUUUCCAUUGUACUGGUGCUUUUUGGUAAUAAAUUUUCAACUCAAACCAAAUUAUCAAAAUAUCUUUGCUAUAUCAAAGAUAUUUGAUAAGCUCCAUAAUUAUCUGAACCAGAUCACGUGGCAUAACCUUCUUCAGUCCCUAGCUCAAAUUUAUUCAAGUAAAAUAAAAACUCGGAUCCUGAUCUAUGAACUUCAAGUAUAUUGUUUAAAAUCACAAAUCACGGAUCCAAAUUCGUAAGGAGAUAUGAAACAAUGGAUAAAAAGAUUGGAUCUAAGAUCGGAUCAGAAAAUCCUGAAAGAUUUUUGUCGCUAUACUUUGUAAAGAAGAAUGGUUAAUGAACAAGAAGUUAUAAGUAACUGUUUGUUUUUUAUAAGAACAAGAGAGUCAACUUAAUGAUUAUUGAGUAUUAUUGACUAGUGGAGAAAAUUCAAAGUCAACUUGGUUUUAUUAGGUUUAGGGUUUUUUAUUGUUUCAAUCUUUCGUGGAACGUUCCCUCCACAUUUGCAUAAAUAUGAGUCUAAUGUCAAGAAAAAGAAAGACAGAAAGAUCAAGAGAUGAGAAACAAUAUUUCUUCAAAAAUGGGUCAAGUUCUAAUGGUGUUUCUUCUCCUUUGCACCGUUAUCUGCCUAACCGAGUCAGCUCUUCCUUCUGAUCAUCAAUCAGCCCUACUAACCGGGAGGAAAAUGAUGGGUUAUAAGCAGAGUGAAGGACCAGUAAGAUCAUCACAGAGUCAUCAAGCUGGUGGACGUGAUAAUGAUGAUGAUCCUAUCGCCAACAUAGAUUACGGCAAAUAUUAAUUUUCUUUCCGAUUUCAGUUUUUUUUCAAAAUUCAAUGAUAUUUUAAUUGUUUUCUGCUGUUUUUUCAAUCAAUUUACAGUCAAUCCUCAUUACGUGAUAUUUCCCUUGUUUGAAAUAAUGAAAUUUCUUCUAUCACCAUCUAUAUUAUAUAUUUUGUGUUUUUAA